CCGUUCCCACCGCCACUGUCAGUGCGUGAAGAUGGCAUAGACAAGGAAGAAGAAAAGGCAUAGACGAAGGAAAAAGAAAAGCUAUGGACGGUCGGGAUCUUUAGGGGUAACUCACAAUUACCACAAUUACCAGAAUUACCACAGUAUUACCACAAUUACCACAGUAGGAAGCUGUUGCAUGUUUCUCCGGCAUAGCAGAAAACUGGAUGAUUGACUGAUUAGAGUUUUUGGUUACGGAAUUGUAGUGGAAAUCUUCUUGCAAGUUCUGCCUUGUGUUUGAAUCUCGGGGGCGCAAGAGUCGUAGAGACGAUCCUCGGUAGUCUGUCUGUGGAAGACGAAGGAGAGGAUGGAAGAGGAUUGGAAGAGGUAAGCCAGAGCUGAGGGAAGACAACGAGUAUCAAAUUGGAGUGAAGUUAGAAGUAGCAAAUUAGAGUGCAGUACCAGCAGCCAGUGGUUGAAGCAGAGAGGGCGUGUUAGUGACGUGUAGUGGUAGUAGUAGUGGUAGUAGUAGUAGUAGUAGUCGUGGCGGUGGUAGGAGGAGAAAGAGGAGGAGGAGGAGGAGGAGGAGGAGGAGGAGGAGGAGGAGGAGUUGGAAGAGGACAAGCGAUAGUGGGAAUAGAAUCAGCAGCGGCAACAGCAGCAAGAGGAGAGGAAGGAGGAAUAGUAGUAGUAGUAGUAGUAGUAGUAGUAGUGAUAGGAAAGGAAUAGGAGGAAGAGGUGGAAGACGAGAAUUGACAGAGCAAAGAGAAGCAGCAGCAGCAGCAGCAGCAGCUAGAGAAGAAGGAGAAGAAGGAGAAGAAGGAGAAGAAGGGGAAGAAGAAAGAGCAGAGGAGAGAGAUGGAGCAAAGGGAAACGUGGGCGUCUAGUGACAUUUCCGGCGCUCCUAUGGCUGGCUCUUCGGAUAUCAGAGGAGCGAGGUUGGUGGAAGGGGGGGAGGGAAAGGAGGAAAGAGGGAAGCGAAGUGACGCUGAGCGGGAAGUAGCAAGUGAGGAGGAGAAGGGUUCAAGACCUGUUCCUGCUCCUGAACAGCAGCAGCAGCAGGUCAGUGGCCAGGAGGACCAAGGAUAUGGCGUGGGUCGUCAGACUGCAGCAGGUGGGGAGAGAGUAGGGGUUGUUGCCGGUGCUGCUGAUGGAGCCGCAGAUCCCUACGAUGUUGUCCCGACCGAUUGGGAACUGCUCACUCUUUCUCAGAUGGGCCUGUCCCAGUUCGAUCCCUCUGGUUCCAGCGGUGGCAACCCCGCCCGAGUGGCUGAGUCCCUAAGCAUGUUGGAUGGGAGUAUGCUGGACGCGUCGACCUUGUCGUCAGUGCUUGGGGAUAGUAGCUUUAUGGUGACUCCCAGAGAAGGGAGAGGAGGAGGAGGAGAAGGGAUCUUCCCGCUCCCCUCGCCGUCAGAUGUUGAGUUGAUGGAACGGGCAUCGGAGGCCCUGGGAGGCUUACAUGCGAGCAAGAUGAUUCCGCCUAGUUACGGGAUCUCGCCACGUGGCAUCGUCUCCACCACCCACGAAGAAGGGGGUUUGCCAGGUGGAGGAGGGCAAGCUGCCGGCAGCCCGCCUUUCAUCACCACGUGGCAGAGGGCCGGCUAUGGCGUGCAAAGUGCGCCGGGUCCGAUUUCUGCAUCAUCUCCUCUUUCGACAGCAACAGGCAGAGGAGUGUUGUCCUCGCCUAGGUCUUCUCCUCCUCGUUCGAUUACCGCGGAUGUCAAGUCUUCGCGUGGGGGUGGGGACCACCAGGAUCGCAGGCACGGUCAGGGGGAGGGGGGAGUGGAGGCGGAGACAUCGCCUGGAGGAAGGGAUGGAGGAGGAGGAGGAGGAGGAGGAGGAGGAGGGAGGGGGGGGGAGUAUGGUGAUGAUGCUAGUUUGGGAGGAAGUCUCGGAGAAGAUGCAUGGAGAGUUGCUAUCAGUAGCAGUGGUUUGGGCGGGGGUUUGCAGACGAGCUUGAGCGGGAGUGUGGGAUCCCGAUGGGAAGCGUCUCAGGUAGUAGUAGGAGGGGAAGGAAGCGCUGUGGGGGAGGGAGGGGUCUCUGAGUACAACAGGCGACGCUCCUCGGUGAUGUCGACGGACGCCUCGGCGUUGACUGACGCUGAUGAUUCCGAUUUGAUUUCCACAGACACCUCAGCGGAGAUGGCGAGACAGAAGAACGAGAGUGGAGGUAUGACCCACGUGGCAGACCGGGGGGUCGUUGGCACUGCGCCGCUUUUGAUGACGGGAUUGGGAUCCGACGCGACGGCGAUGACAGUGCGAGGGAAGGCGAGUGGGGACGAAGGCGUGAGCGGUGGUGCGCUGGAGGGAGAGAAGGAGGAGGCGGAGGAGAGAGAAAUAAUGAUGAGCAGGGCGGCUAUUCAAGAUGAUGGGGAGAGAAGGUAUUACGACAUGCCCUAUAUUGAUCGGGCUGAUCAGGAGAAGCGGCAUCAUCGAGAACCCGCGGGAUACGUUGAAGGCGAAGGAGAGGAGGGGAGGGGAUCUAGCCUUCAAUCGGGCAUAGGGUCCGUCGACGAUACUGAUGUACCUGUCGCCGGUUCAGGACAAGGGGGGCAAGAAAAUCAGGAAGGUGGAGAGACAGAAGAAGGGCAAGCGGAAGGAUCCACAGCUGCUUCUGCGGCCGAAGGAGAGGGAGUGCAACAAGGGAAAGUAGCAGCCGAUGGGAAAAUGACGCGUAAUGGGAAUGAGGCUAUCUUAAGUGGGCGAUGGUGGCGUUGGUCUUGGUAUGAGCUAUGGCAUAACAGGCACUUGCUGCUGAGGCAAUGCCAAGCAACACUCCGGGGACAAUCCGGAACUCUGUGGUCAAUUGGAGUUGUGGCAGCCAUCCUCGGGCUAUUGCUUGUUGGAAAUCAGUGGUAUUGGGAGCGGUGGCAGAAUCAGCAGGCGCGCAAUCACGCGUCGAAAAAAGACGAGAUGAUUGAUGACUUGCGGUCGCAGAUGUUGAGAUGGAAGGAUGGGUUUGUUAGUCGAUACAGGGUUCCGGUGAUUCGGACGGCAUCGAGCAGUUUUUACUCUGGCAGUUUCCAUUGAGAGAGAGAAACGGGGUUUUGCAGCCUACGCGGAUCGGUAUUUCUGUUGACUGUUUUUUUUUUCCAUGCGACGGACCUGCACUGCUGGUGUUCUAUUCUGAACUCGAGAAAGGAUGCAUGCAGAUAUGAGCAAGUUGCUGCAUUUCCGGUGCGGAGAACCUGCACUGGGGGAGCCUUGCUGCUUGUUCUGGGUGCAUGUGGCUUGCGGACACUUUCCGGCGGUGAUUCAUCGAAUGAUCUUUGAUCAGUGACAAUGGACAGAAGCCGGCUUUCAAUUCUUGUUGCAAAUGAUGAUGCCAAGCUUUGGAACUGAUCGACGACCUAAACGCCUAGUUGGGAAGUAUUUUUUGGUGCCUCCGUACGAAGGUAGCGCGAUCUCUUGAGUGUAUGAUGUGCAAGUUGCUGCAUUUCUUGUGAGUAGCAAGUUGCCGCAUCUCUGGUGAAUGGCUGGCCGCGCCUUCACGAAUCUCUGGCAUUGAUGCAAGGGCUGCUGCUGCUCUCAAGCUCCAUGGUUUGUCUCAACUUGUCUGCAGAGCUAGAUGUCUGUGCGGCGAGCCGCUCAAGAUGGGUGAAGGUAAUGCAGGCUGGAGCAAGUAGCUGAAAAAAAAAAGAUUGCAAUCUAGCAUCUGGUGUCAUGGACUCUGGCUGUUGUCGCUUGCUGGUGUGGUUUGGCUGGUGGGUUUGUUUUGGAGCGAAGCGCACAUUUGUGGUUUCUCUCUGAUGUGGUCCAAAGGUUCUCUGAUAAUGGGUUGAUAAGGGGCUCUGAUUGGGGGCUGAGGGUGAAGGGCUUCUCUUGAGGGCCCGUGCCGUGCGCCUCGUUGGCCCCUCGUCCUUGCAUGUACCUUGUACUAGUGUGUUUCAGGGUCGUUCCUUAGGUAUAUGGGUCCGUAGUGAUGGCCUUAGUAAAUAGCAGAUCAGUUGUGAUAGUUCGUACUCGACCUUCGACCUGUUAUUCCGCGGGAAGUCCGCAGGGAAAGCUUGGGAGAAGCUUGUUGAAAAUCGGCGUGCACUCGGGUGUCGACAUGCAUGGGUUGGUUGCAUGUUUGCGUUUUCGAAUUCUCAGAUUUUGCCAAGUUUCCAGGCAUAUUUCUGAUCUUGAACUAGGAUCUCAAGAUGACAUCUCCGUCUGUUUAUGUAAGACUGGUUUUGUGCAUUUGGUGUGUCUAAGCACCUUUACGUGUUUCGUCAAGAAUGGAGCUUGUGGCGAACAGACAACUCUCUUGAGCUGAACAGUCGAUCAACUCCGGCCAAGCGUAAGAAAGUGAGUGGUGUGUACGGCAAAGGCAUGCUCUGACAUGUGUUACAUUUUCUUUUUCUUGUCUGCUUCUCACAGACACGUUUGCGAUCUUUGCAUGCUUUGCAUUAACCGUACGUACUCGAGUCGAUGUGUGGAUUCAUGCAUCUUGCCCUAGGUUAAGUACUUGAGUCUAUGGGUAGCCUGUGUAGUGUAUGUGAGGCUGAAGAAAGGAUGGUACAAAACCUAAGUGCGAUCUAUAUGCUGCCUAUGUCUGGUCUAUGUGCCCGCAUGUGUACUUUGCACCACAUAGUGUGCAGCUUAUGUGUGACCUAUGUGUAGUAUAUGUGAUGGUGAAGGAGGGAUGGUACAAGACCUAAGUGCGAUCUAUAUGUUGCCUAUCUGUGGUCUAUGUGCUGCUUGUGUACUUCCCACCACAGCGUGUGCAGCUUAUGUGCGACCUGUGUGUAGUAUAUGUGAGGCUGAAGGAUGGUACAAGAUCUACAGUGUGCAGCUUAUGUGUGACCUAUGUGUAGUACAUGUGAUGCUGAUGUAGGGACGGUACAAGAGCUAAGUGCGAUCUAUUUGCUGCGCCUAUGUGUGGUCUAUGUGUUGCUUUAUGUACUUUCCACUGCAUAGUGAGAAGCUUAUGUGUGACCUGCGUAUAGUAUAUGUGAUGCUGAAGGAUGGUAGAAGACCUAAGUGCGAUCUUUAUGUGCUGCUGCUGAUGCAUCGGCGAAG
Molecule: messenger RNA, 4983 nt
Organism: Chara braunii
Lineage: Eukaryota; Viridiplantae; Streptophyta; Charophyceae; Charales; Characeae
Source: the annotation of a GenBank genome assembly